AUGAAUGUACAAACGAUUUGUGAUGCUAAUUUGAAAAUACAAGACAUUGUAGCUAGAUGGCCUGGAUCUUCCCACGAUUUUACAAUAUUUAAUAAUUCAGCAAUAAGAGGCAAGUUUAAAAGAGACGAAAUAAAAAAUAGCAUUUUGGUAGCUGACAGUGGAUAUGCUCAGCGUAGCUAUGUUAUGACCCUAGUCGGAAACCCUAACACAGUUAUAGAUCCAUUAUCAGGGAUUUCUGCAGUUUCUGUAGACAGAUAUAAUGAGUCUUUAAUCAGAACUCGAAACACUGUGGAAAGAAGCUACGGUGUUUGGAAAAGGCGAUUUCCCAUUUUAGUGACUAGUUUAAAUGUAAAAAUUUCAUCAUCUCAGAGUAUUAUUGUAGCUACUGCAGUACUUCAUAAUAUAGCCUGUAACUUUGGAGAAAUUACACCAAGGGUUUCAACUGAAAUAGAAUCUUCAAUUCGAAUCACAGACUUCCGUAAUCCAGAAGAUAAUAGAACUAGUAGAAAUGCAAUUCAUCACACUAAUAGAAAGAGAUUUCUUCGAUAUUUCCAAAAUGCAGUUUAA
This is a messenger RNA of Macrosiphum euphorbiae (potato aphid), 567 nucleotides long. Lineage: Eukaryota; Metazoa; Arthropoda; Insecta; Hemiptera; Aphididae. The record is from the annotation of a GenBank genome assembly.